This is a messenger RNA of Coregonus clupeaformis (lake whitefish), 1232 nucleotides long. RefSeq names its product beta-2-microglobulin. Gene Ontology annotation, molecular function: MHC class II protein complex binding. The transcript has 4 exons. The record is from RefSeq and is a predicted model, not a curated record. Bases 71 to 421 code for a protein of 116 amino acids. Gene Ontology annotation, cellular component: MHC class II protein complex. Gene Ontology annotation, biological process: antigen processing and presentation of exogenous peptide antigen via MHC class II; positive regulation of T cell activation; immunoglobulin production involved in immunoglobulin-mediated immune response. NCBI's taxonomy places the organism in Eukaryota, Metazoa, Chordata, Actinopteri, Salmoniformes, Salmonidae.
GUUUGCGACUUGUCCGUUUGGUGCAGUUUGAUAUAUUUUUCAGCAUUGGAAAGACUUGGGAAAAGAAAUCAUGAAAACGGUUUUGUCCGUAGUUGCUUUCUGCGUCGUGUUGGUGAACAUAAACGCAAAAGAAUCUCCUCCCAAGGUGCAAGUGUACAGCCGUAACCCAGGGGAAUAUGGGAAGGACAACACCCUGAUCUGUCACGUGAGUGGCUUCCACCCCCCUGACAUCAGCAUCCAGCUCCUGCAGAACGGCGAGGAGAUCCCCAACGCCAAGCAGACAGACCUGGCCUUCGAACAGGGCUGGCAGUUCAACCUCACCAAGAGUGUUGCCUUCAAACCAGCCAGCGGAGAGGAGUACACCUGCAGAGUCCGCCACCUGAAGAAUCUGAAGACCUACACCUGGGAACCAGAUAUGUGAGGCUUCGGUGCUCAUCCCUGCAGAAUCCACCAGCCUCCGAGAAUCUCCACUCCAGAUGCUGUCUGUAUUCCUGGGAAUCUUCACAACACUGUCCUAUCAAAACUCAUCUUCACAACACUGUCCUAUCAAAACUCAUCUUCACAACACUGUCCUAUCAAAACUCAUCUUCACAACACUGUCCUAUCAAAACUCCUCUUCACAACACUGUCCUAUCAAAACUCAUCUUCACAACACUGUCCUAUCAAAACUCAUCUUCACAACACUGUCCUAUCAAAACUCAUCUUCACAACACUGUCCUAUCAAAACUCCUCUUCACAACACUGUCCUAUCAAAACUCAUCUUCACAACACUGUCCUAUCAAAACUCCUCUUCACAACACUGUCCUAUCAAAACUCCUCUUCAGAUCACUGUCUUGUCAAAACUGCAGGUGAAAUCUGUGAUGACUCCGUCUCUGCACAUUGUGACUUAUCAUUGAUAUUUAACUUAAAUUGUAUUUUAUUUUACCAGUCCUUGUUUUGUGGGGUAUUUGAUGUGUGUAAGUAAUGAAGCUCAUAUCUGUGGGAUUGUAAUUCUGCACCAGAGGAGAACAAUUUGUCAGCCAAUACAGUAGGCCCAAGCUAUGAGGGCUUUUCUCUUAGUCAGAAAUUAAUAUGAAACAACAAACAAUCUGAAAUGCAAAAAUACAUUAAUGUAGCACUUUAUUUUGGUGAUAGAUUUUCAAAAGAGAUAGCCCUUCAUCUAAAAUACUUAGAUUAUGUAAAGUCUGACUUGAUGUUUGAAUUCUUGCUAUUAAAUAACUUAUUCAUACCAA